AUGGCUCGUUUUGAUCCAUUUUCACCCACAUUCGAUCACCCUCUGCUCAAUUCCAGUCCUGAUUAUGGUUCGCGAACCACUCCCUUCAGGAACCGCGCCAUUGGUGAGAUUGGUCCAGUGAGUACUCACUCUUCAUUUCGAGAACGCAACAAGCGUCUCCGAAGUCUUGAAGAUGAGAGAAAUCAGCUCAUUGAUGAUUUAUUAUACCAACUCGAAACUACCCAAAACCAUGUCGAUCGCCUACAAAUGGACUACAACAGAGAGGUUGACUUCAAUCGAAAAGCUCGUCAGGAAGAUUCCUCCUUACGAGAUCAGUUAAGUCAGGUUAAAACGAUUAUGGAUCGAAACGCCUAUGUCCUAAUACUCAUCGAUGCUGAUAGCUUACUCUUCAAUAAAGAUUUGUUGUCCAAGGGAGAAAAAGGUGGCGUUGAAGCCGCCAACAAAAUCAUAAAUGCCGCCCAAUCCUUCGGUACCCAAACGCUGCAUCACCUCGAAUCAUUCAGAACUGUCGUACGCAUUUAUGCCAAUGUCAAGUCUCUGGCCGACAACCUUACAAAGCUCAAGGUUAUCGAGCGACCUUCGCUCUUGGAUGAAUUUGUGCGAGGCGCCAAUGGUGCUGAAGUUUCACUUGACUUCGUCGACUCUGGUUCGAGAUCCAAUGCGACGCGAGAAAAACUCAGUGAACAAUUCCAAAGUAAUAUCUAUGACUGCCAUUGUCAUCAGAUCAUUCUAGGCUGCGACAAUAAGUAUGCUCCUAUUCUUGAGGAGACCAUCAGAGAUCCUACGGUGUUGAACCAUAUUACACUACUUGAGGCUGCACCGUUGGAGAAAGAGAUCGCUACACUGAAGGAUCAAGUCAAAGUCACAAAAUUCGACGGUCUGUUUAGAACAACAAAGCUGGCCGCUGUGCCUGCAGUCCCCAAAGGACCUCUACAAGCCGUCACCGCAUCACUUCCGGCUCUUUCUCGAGUUGAGUCAAAUGGCACCACUGGAACAACUUCAAGCUCAAGCACACCUGCCAUGACGUGGGCUUCGAUCUCAGCACAGCCUUUCCUUCCAUCCGGUCCACCCUCCAAGGCUAGCACUACGCGGACUUCGACUCCAACGUCCAUGAAAAGCCCGGAUGUGGUAGAAGUGAAACCAGCAAGCAAGAGCAUCGAGCGAAAUCGUUUCGAUCAACGAAUUGACAAGGUUGAUUCCUCCAUUCCCAAUCAUGAGAUCCAACGGAUCAAGAAGCUCAAACUUUGCAACAUCUUCUACCUCCAGGGCGCGUCGUAUUGCACAAGUAACAAUUGUUCGCAUUCACACACGUAUCCUCUUUCAAAGGGCGAGCGAAGCAUUCUGCGGGAGGUUGCGCGAAUGACACCUUGUUAUUACAGAAUGGACUGUUCAGACCCUGAGUGCAUCUAUGGCCAUAGAUGUCCGCAGAACAAAACCGAGGACCCUGGUUGUUGGUACGGUGAGGAUUGUCGUUUUUACGGCUGGGGCCACGGCAUAGACACCCGAGUCGUGAAAACGGUAAAGGUUUAA
Molecule: messenger RNA, 1530 nt
Organism: Exophiala bonariae
Lineage: Eukaryota; Fungi; Ascomycota; Eurotiomycetes; Chaetothyriales; Herpotrichiellaceae
Exons: 3
Coding region: 1-1530 (509 amino acids)
Source: RefSeq, a predicted model, not a curated record